AUGUGCCUGGAAAAAAGAAAUCAGAAAAUCAAUGUGCCUAAUAAUUCUGAGGAGCGAACCAUCCGGGAUCGGACCCUCCUGGAGGCGAGGGACUCAGAUCACCCCAUCCAGUGGAAAGUCAAGUUCAUCCUGGGCAACAGCAGCAGGCAGAUCUCACAGUGCAGAAACUCAAUUCAGGGAAAGAGCCUUCUCACUGAUGAACUGGGUUAUGUGUGUGAGAGGAAGGAUUUACUGGUGAAUGGAUGUUGCAACGUUAAUUCUCCCAGCUCAAGCCAGUAUGUCUGUAAAAGCUGUCUGGCCAAUGGAUGCUGUAGCAUCUACGAGUUCUGUGUUUCCUGCUGCCUCCAGCCUGAUAAGCAACCUCUUUUGGAGCGUUUUCUAAACCGAGCCGCAGAAGGGUUCCAGAACCUCUUCACUGCAGUGGAAGAUCAUUUCGAGUUGUGUCUUGCCAAGUGUCGUACAUCUUCACUGAUAAGAAUACAUGGCAAUACCCCAGCUAUUGUGUCAUUUCAGAGCGUCCAACAUGAAAACACCUACAGGAACCCGCAGGCGAAAUACUGCUACGGAGAGAGUCCACCAGAACUUCUGCCAAUAUGA
Molecule: messenger RNA, 597 nt
Organism: Pimephales promelas (fathead minnow)
Lineage: Eukaryota; Metazoa; Chordata; Actinopteri; Cypriniformes; Leuciscidae
Source: RefSeq, a predicted model, not a curated record